This is a messenger RNA of Camellia sinensis, 456 nucleotides long. NCBI's taxonomy places the organism in Eukaryota, Viridiplantae, Streptophyta, Magnoliopsida, Ericales, Theaceae. The record is from RefSeq and is a predicted model, not a curated record.
AUGGACAAGGCGGUUGAUGAUGCCGAGGACCGGGGAUACGCUCAGGGCGAGAAGACUUACGAGCGCCAGGUCCAAGCGACCAAGGACAUCUUUUUCCAGUGCGGUUGGAAAGCCGCCGUGGAAAAAGUUGGCCUUGGUCAGGACGCUGACAUGUUCCUUAACCCCCCUGCGGCCUACAUCCCAGUCUAUAUGCAGGCGUACGCCGUUGCUACCCAGAACCGGCUUAUUGCUGAGGCAAGGAAAGAGGCCGAGGAAGAAGCCGCCGCCGCGCAACAAGCCGAGCAAACCACUACCGAAGCAUCCCAACAAGCGGAAGACGAAGUGGCUGAUCGGGAGGUUGCUGUGGAGGAUGGAGCAGACGAUGACGCCGAGGAAAACCUGCCUGAGCAGACAACUAAGAUCGCCGAGCAGACAGUGGAGGCAGCCGAGCAAACCGUGGACCUUGAACUGGACUAA